This is a messenger RNA of Parnassius apollo (apollo), 570 nucleotides long. The record is from the annotation of a GenBank genome assembly. Lineage: Eukaryota; Metazoa; Arthropoda; Insecta; Lepidoptera; Papilionidae.
AUGCUUAAGCCAUUUGAAGAGGCCACCAAGACCAUGAGUAGUUCCGAAGCCUGUAUUUCAUCCGUGAUCCCUCUAAUUCAUGUCUUGACCUGCACAUUGGAGAAUCUAUUGAGACAGAAUAUAAAUAAUACUGACCAAACUUGCGGAAAUACUAUUCAAAAAUUGAUAGAAGAAAUUACCAAUCGCUUUGGUGACCUUCAUAAUAAUAAGAUCUACACAAUCGCUACUUAUUUAGAUCCAAAAUAUACAACUAAGUUUUUUAAUGAAAUCACUAAAGAAAGUAUUGAGUCCGAACUGAUUUCUUUAUGUCAAGAUAAAGAAGGCCAUGGCGCACAACCACAACCACAAACACAGUCAUUCGAUCAUGAUGUUAUUCAACACAAUCAACACUUUCAUCAUACCGAUAACGAGAGCCUACCAUCAACGAGUUCUGGAGCUAACUUUUCUACAGGCAGAUUUUUACAAUCAAUGUUAUCUGAUAUGCUGGCCUCAGCUCCUAAUAGUAACGAUGAAGAAAAUCCCAUCGCACCCAUCCGACAGAUUUCUUAUCCUGAAGUCAAUAAUAAUUAA